AUUUGCCGCCGACGACACCCCCAACAACAUGCGCUAUGAGCGUGACAGCACCACAGUGGUCACUCCAUGGCCCACUGUGAAGGGCGGGGCCGUAUUCAAACUAGUAGAGCGUCUCACAUACCCCUUAUACUUUGAUAUCAGGUACAUCCAGCAGUUUCUGUUGACGUACAGAGCUUUCAUGAAGCCCACCCAACUGUUGCAUCUACUGGUCGAGCGCUACGAUGUGCCAUACCCUCCGUAUCUGACCACUCUGCAGUGUUUGCAGUUCGCCAGGACAGUGCGCAACCCCAUACAGACCAGAGUGGUCAAUGUGCUGGUAAGUGCGUGUAUCAUACAGACAUGUGCUGGUAAGUGUAUGUAUCAUACAGACCAGAGUGUUGAAUGUGCUGGUAAGUGCGUGUAUCAUACAGACCAGAGUGUUGAAUUUGCUGGUAAGUGCGUGUAUUAUGCAGACCAGAGUGGUGAAUGUGCUGGUAAGUGUGUGAAUCAUACAGACAUGUGCUGGUAA
Molecule: messenger RNA, 508 nt
Organism: Sphaeroforma arctica JP610
Lineage: Eukaryota; Ichthyosporea; Ichthyophonida
Exons: 2
Source: RefSeq, a predicted model, not a curated record